Molecule: messenger RNA, 2547 nt
Organism: Morus notabilis
Lineage: Eukaryota; Viridiplantae; Streptophyta; Magnoliopsida; Rosales; Moraceae
Product: homeobox protein knotted-1-like 3
Exons: 6
Coding region: 555-1916 (453 amino acids)
Biological process (GO): regulation of DNA-templated transcription
Cellular component (GO): nucleus
Molecular function (GO): DNA binding
Source: RefSeq, a predicted model, not a curated record
GGUGAGAGCUCGACUCUCACCUCACCAACAAUAUUCAUGUACAAAGCAGUAUUCCGAUCAAUCCCCUCGCCUGAAAACCGCUCUCCCCAAAACCACCAUUCAAUCUCUUUCUCUCUCCUCUCUAAAAUCCCCCACCUCCCACUUUCUCUCUCUAAACUCCCUUUCCUUCCUCCCCCUAUAUACGUUCAUACUAGUCCAUAUCACCCCUCCCUUCUCUCUCUCUCUCUCUCUAAGAACACACACCAUACAUCUCGUCUCGCUAUAUCUCUAUCUCAACACAACCUCCAAAAACCAAACUCCUUUUCUGCUCUCUCUCUGUCUCUCUCUCUCUCUCAUCGUCCUUCCUUUCUUCUAUUUCUUUCCAUGGGAAAUCACAAGUCCGAGUAAUAACCUCAUCGGCAUCGUUGAAAAAACACAGUACGGCGACUGAUAUAUUAUCAGUACAUAAAAAUAUCGUCAUAAGCGUAACCACAAGAGAAGAAACUCUCUCUGCUGUCUUCAAGUAAAUAUAUACAUAUAUAUAUUUUAUUCGUCUAUAUAUCUAGCGAUCGGAUAUGGCGUACCAUAACCACCUGUCGCAAGAGCUCAACGCUCUGCACCACUUCGCGGAUCACCAAAGCCAACAACAGCAGAGCCAGUCGACGUUGGAGGUCUUGACGUCAUCGGCCAAGUCGGCUGAGCAGCACCAGCCGCUCCAAGCGGCCCCGAAUUGGCUCAACAACGCCCUCCUCCGCACCCACGCCGCUCACUUCGACGGCGCCAACGGCGGCGGCGGCGGAAACAACAACAACAGCAGCAGCCACGUCAACAACAGCAACAACAACAAUUUCCUUAACCUUCACACGACCGCCUCCGAUUCCCGCGGUGGAGGCGGCGGCGGGACCUCGAACCAAUGGCUCACCCGGCAGAUCCUCCAGCGCAACCACAGCGACGUCAUCGACACCGUUGGCGACACCAUGAUCGCCGCCGCCAUGUCUCACGACUCCGGCGAGAUGAAGGUUGGAGACGCUGCGGACAGCCUGAACGGGAAGAGCGAGAGCGGAGUCGUGGUGGAGAGCGGCGACGGAGGCGUGAUGAACUGGCAGAAUGCAAGGUACAAGGCAGAGAUUCUGUCCCACCCGCUGUACGACCAGCUUCUGUCGGCGCACGUGGCGUGUCUCCGAAUCGCCACGCCGGUGGACCAGCUUCCGAGGAUCGACGCCCAGCUCGCUCAGUCGCAGAAUGUGGUCGCCAAGUACUCCGCCCUCGGUCAGGCCAUGGUCAGCGAUGAUAAGGAGCUUGAUCAGUUUAUGACGCAUUACGUUCUGCUGCUCUGCUCGUUUAAAGAACAAUUGCAACAACAUGUUCGGGUCCAUGCAAUGGAAGCAGUCAUGGCUUGCUGGGAGAUUGAGCAGUCCCUACAGAGCUUAACAGGAGUGUCCCCCGGUGAGGGAACGGGCGCCACAAUGUCCGACGACGAGGAUGAUCAAGUAGACAGUGAUGCUAGCCUGUUUGAUGGAAGUUUGGAUGGUCCUCAUGAUACUAUGGGAUUCGGGCCUCUCAUCCCUACAGAGAGUGAAAGGUCCUUGAUGGAACGAGUCAGGCAAGAGUUGAAGCAUGAACUGAAACAGGGUUACAAGGAGAAGAUCGUUGACAUUAGGGAGGAAAUUCUGCGAAAGAGAAGAGCGGGGAAGCUCCCUGGUGACACUACCUCUGUCCUAAAAUCUUGGUGGCAAACUCAUUCUAAAUGGCCAUAUCCCACGGAGGAAGACAAGGCAAGGUUGGUACAAGAAACAGGGCUGCAAUUAAAGCAGAUAAACAACUGGUUCAUCAACCAGAGGAAGAGGAAUUGGCACAGCAAUCCUUCCACUUCAACAGUUUUGAAGAGCAAACGCAAAAGUAGUGCAGGUGAAAACAGCGGCGAUCGCUUCGUAUAAAUAAAGGAAACAUGGAUCGAGAUCAAAACAUUGAAUAUAUCCGACGUAUAAUUCGAGACCGCAGGAUUCGGGUGAAAGGGAUAUCAGGUUUUGCUUCAACAGAAAGAGAGACAAAGCUAACACAAAUGAUGAUGAGGAGUUUGGUGAUGAUGAGCGAGAUAUAUAUGAGGGAUCACACAAGUAUAUAUAUGUAUACGCUCAAAGGCAUAUAUAUAUACGGAAGGCAGAUGGUGGUGUAGUGAAUUGUACGGCCGUAUCGUAUUGAAUAGGAAUUCAGUAUUUAGGAAUUUAUCAUAUUAUUACCGAUACUAAAUUAAUGAAUAGUUUCACAUCAUGCAUAUUUUUAGCGGGCGUAUAAUUUUUGCUUCAGGACUCAGGAGUCAUUAUAUUUGUGAAUAAGAAUAGCGAGGGGCCUUUUUUUGGGGGGUGUACAGUACUGUAAUGAUCUGUGCAUGGUUUUUCUUACCGUCGCAUUGAUAUUGAUUACAUAUAGCUUCUUCUUUUUUUUUUUUUUUUUUUUUCUACCUAUCUUUUUUGGGGCAUUUUGGUGUAGAGAACUAUAAUUGGUAGAAAUAGUGUUAUGUAAAUUUUUCACAAUUUUAUGUAGCCUUGUUCAUUUCGUGCUUAAAAA